AUGAAGGAAAACGACCCUCUCCUGCUCAAGUGGAGGGCACUCGGCCCUUCGGCGCCACCCCACGAGCGCCGCGAGCUCUUUUCGGCCAUUGUCCGAGCCGAGAUUGACGCGGACGCGCUGACGGGCGAUGAGUCGGGCGGACUGGCGCUGUCGAUAGAGAGCAAGAUAGACGCGCUCACCAGCAUGGCCGCACACCCGCCGCCGGACCUUGCCGCGUUCGAACAGGGCUUCCACGACCUGUGCGCGAGGGCAAGGGGCGACGUCCUGCGCGCGGCCGCGGUGGGCCCCAAGAUCGGCGGCGACGACGGGGCCCAGCACCAGCAGGGGCUGGGGAUGGCAGCCAGCAACAUCGGGGGCGACGGGCGCGUUGCGGCCCUAUCCAACGGCGCCCGCGCCUGGGCCGACAUGCCCUUCCUGGCCGAGGACUUUGCCGCCGCCUUUGCGGGGUGGCAGGCCAUGCCCCGGCCCCACCGCGCCGGCCUGGCGCCCCUGCUCGGCCGCCUGCUCGCCGUGGGUGUCGGCGACGCCGGGCUCGCUGUGUGCGCCCUGGUCGUGAUGCGCAACGCGCUCGAGGAGGCCCCGGUGGCCGGGGCCGGGGCCGUCGCGCCCGACCUCGAGCCCCUCAGACACCUUAUCCGCCAUGCCGCCGCCCGGCUGCUUCGCCUGAGCGACGACGCGGCGGCUGUCAUGCCGGGACCUUUCGCCGCCGAGCUGAGCGGGCUGGGCCGCAGGGCCAGGGACGCCGGGGUGACGGUCCCGCCAGGAUCCAGGCUCGGCCCCGAACGGUGGGCGUUUUGGAACGCAAGGCUGUUCGAGAUUAUCAAAGAGAGCGAGGGCGAGAGUCGGUUCGUCGACGACGCGAGAGCGUCCCUGCUGCGGAUGUGGGCGGAGGAGGACAUUGCCUGGGGUCCUGAACGGUCGCCGCCUGGUCGCUGGGAUGAGCUGAGGCCCCUGUUGCCCGACGUGAUGCCUAGUCACGGUUAA
Molecule: messenger RNA, 984 nt
Organism: Gaeumannomyces tritici R3-111a-1
Lineage: Eukaryota; Fungi; Ascomycota; Sordariomycetes; Magnaporthales; Magnaporthaceae
Exons: 2
Coding region: 1-984 (327 amino acids)
Source: RefSeq, a predicted model, not a curated record